Culex pipiens pallens (northern house mosquito) is the source of this 1672-nucleotide messenger RNA. RefSeq names its product V-type proton ATPase subunit d 1 (gene VhaAC39-1). Gene Ontology annotation, biological process: proton transmembrane transport; vacuolar acidification; vacuolar transport. Gene Ontology annotation, cellular component: lysosomal membrane; vacuolar proton-transporting V-type ATPase complex; early endosome. NCBI's taxonomy places the organism in Eukaryota, Metazoa, Arthropoda, Insecta, Diptera, Culicidae. The record is from RefSeq and is a predicted model, not a curated record. Bases 139 to 1185 code for a protein of 348 amino acids. The transcript has 2 exons. Gene Ontology annotation, molecular function: proton-transporting ATPase activity, rotational mechanism.
AGGAAAAAUCUCUCAGCAGCAGCAGCAGCAAAAUUCGCAGUUCGGUCGUCGCCCAGGAGGAUCCCAUUUUGGUGCAAAAAAAAAACUAGGCUUCUUUCCUUUUUGUGGUCCCGAAAUACCAACCAGCGCGCAGACAUCAUGCCCGGAUACAUGUUCAACAUCGACGGCGGCUACCUGGAGGGCCUGUGCCGUGGCUUCAAGUGCGGAAUCCUCAAGCAGGCCGACUAUCUGAACCUGGUCCAGUGCGAAACGCUUGAAGACCUGAAGCUGCACCUGCAGGGUACCGACUACGGUCAGUUCCUGGCCAACGAGCCGUCCCCGCUGGCCGUGUCGGUGAUUGACGACAAGCUGCGCGAAAAGCUGGUGAUCGAGUUCCAGCACAUGCGCAACCACGCCGUCGAGCCGCUGUCGACCUUUUUGGACUUUAUCACGUACAGCUACAUGAUCGACAACAUCAUUCUGCUGAUCACGGGCACGCUGCACCAGCGCCCCAUCUCGGAGCUGAUCCCCAAGUGUCAUCCGCUGGGCAGCUUCGAGCAGAUGGAGGCCAUCCACGUGGCGGCCACUCCGGCCGAGCUGUACAACGCCGUGCUGGUGGACACACCGCUGGCGCCGUUCUUCGUCGACUGCAUCUCCGAGCAGGAUCUGGACGAGAUGAACAUCGAGAUCAUCCGUAACACGCUGUACAAGGCGUACCUGGAGGCGUUCUACGAGUUCUGCAAGGGCAUCGGCGGAACCACGGCGGACGCCAUGUGCGAGAUUCUGGCGUUCGAAGCCGAUCGUCGCGCCAUCAUCAUCACGAUCAACUCGUUCGGCACCGAGCUGUCCAAGGACGAUCGGGCCAAGCUGUACCCGCGCUGUGGCCGCAUGAACCCGGACGGUUUGGCGGCGCUGGCCCGUGCCGACGACUACGAGCAGGUCAAGGCCGUCGCGGAGUACUACGCCGAGUACGCGGCGCUGUUCGACGGCUCCGGAAACAACCCCGGCGACAAGACGCUCGAGGACAAGUUCUACGAGCAUGAGGUCAAGCUGAACGUGUACGCGUUCAUGCAGCAGUUCCACUUUGGCGUGUUCUACUCGUACUUGAAGCUGAAGGAGCAGGAGUGCCGCAACAUCGUCUGGAUUGCGGAGUGCGUCGCUCAGAAGCACCGGGCCAAGAUCGACAACUACAUCCCGAUCUUCUAAGCAGCGUGGCGAGGAAGUGGGGGAAAAAGUGCGUAAGAAAUAGAGAGAAGCAAAAAAAACAACAUUCCCGCAUCUAUUUGUUGUGCACAACCGCCGAAAAAAAAAGAAAAACUAAAGUUUAUGUCUGCUUAAAAGUAUUUCACGUCACAAAUGUUCUUACUCUGGAAUGAUUACGGAAGAAAAAAAAGCGUCAUUCUUGACGGCCGGCGAUCAUGUAUAAUAAUAAGUAAAAUCAUUUCAUCUGCAAAAUUCGUUUCAACACCACCAUUAACGAAUGCCGUUUCUGUUAUUUGUUUAUUUUAUUGACUUUAAAUUUUUCGGAAAACUUUUUUCUGGAUUUUCGUUUUGCUUGAAACCGUUCUGUAAAGUAAAUUGCGUCGAUAGCAAAGGUGAAUGUGUUAAGUUCUACAUAUUAUAUAUAAAUAUAUACAACAAAACCUAAAUACUGUAUGUAAAAUGAUACAAAAUAAAUUGUAGAUACCCAUCA